CCCCACCCCUGCCAGUACAGAGUCAAUCCCCACCCCCAGUCCCACCCCUACCCCCUUGGGCGUAGAUCCGAUCGCAGCUCCUCCAGCCAUGGACCACGCAGAGUUCCGGAGGAUGGGGAAGGAGAUGGUUGAUUACAUCGCUGACUAUAUGGAGGGGAUCGAGAAGAGACCCGUGUUUCCCAGCGUGAAGCCUGGAUAUCUACGAGAGAUGAUCCCAGACGCGGCACCGCAGGACCCAGAGAGCUGGCAGGAUGUGCAGGCCGACAUCGAGCGUGUCAUCAUGCCCGGGGUGACAUUUUGGCACAGUCCACACUUCCAUGCCUACUUCCCCUGCGCCAACUCCUACCCCGCACUCCUGGGGGACAUGCUGUCUGGGGCCAUCGGCUGUAUAGGCUUCUCCUGGGCUGCCAGCCCUGCCUGUACAGAACUGGAGACAGUGGUGCUAGACUGGCUGGGGAAGAUGCUGCAGCUGCCGGAGUGUUUCCUGGCUGGAACAUCGGGGGAGGGGGGCGGUGUUAUACAGGGCACAGCUAGUGAAGCAACACUAGUAGCCCUGCUUGCCGCCCGCUCCAAGGCUGUGCAGAAGUUUAAAACAGACCGUCCGGAGAUGUCCGACCAUGACAUCAUGGGCAAACUGGUCAUCUACACGUCUGAUCAGGCCCAUUCCUCAGUGGAGCGGGCGGCCAUGUUGGGUGCUGUCAGGUGCAGGAAGCUGCAGACUGACGAGGACCUCGCGCUGAGGGGAGCGGUACUGCAGGCUGCUAUACAGGAGGACAGAGCUCAGGGACUUCUGCCUUUCUGUGUGGUUGCUACGCUGGGGACCACACCCUCCUGUGCCUUCGACAACUUACAGGAGCUCGGACCCGUCUGUCGUGAGGAGUUCAUGUGGUUGCAUGUGGACGCGGCGUACGCCGGCAGUGCCUUCAUCUGUCCCGAGUACAGACCACUGCUGGAUGGGGUGGAGUUUGCAGAUUCCUUCAACUUUAACCCCCACAAGUGGAUGAGGGUGAACUUUGACUGCUCAGCCAUGUGGAUUCGGAACCGAUCAGACAUCGUGGACGCGUUCAACUUGGAUCCGCUCUACCUCAAACAUGACAACCAAGGUUUGGUGACUGACUACAGGCACUGGCAGAUCCCGCUAGGGCGGCGCUUCCGCUCGCUGAAGCUGUGGUUUGUGUUGCGCAUGUUUGGGGUCAAAGGUCUUCAGGACCACAUCAGGAAGCAAGUCGGGCUGGCUAAGGAGUUUGAGGCCCUUGUAAGAAGCGACGAGAGGUUCGAGGUUACAGCUAAGGUGGUGCUGGGCCUUGUCUGCUUCAGACUCAAGGGCUCCAAUGACCUUAACGAGCUGCUACUUAAGAAGAUAAACGAUGGGAAGAAGAUCCACCUGGUCCCGUCCCAGGUGAGAGGAGCGUACUUCCUGAGAUUUGCCGUCUGCGCCGCCACGACCGCGUCUCAGGACGUCUCCUACGCCUGGGAGAUUAUCUGUCAGCUGGCUGGCGACGUCUUACAGGGGGAAAACAGCGAAAGCAACAAAGAUGGUGAAAAACAGGCGGCGUAACUUUUAAAAUUGGCAUUAAACGGGAGGCAGCAAAAUUAACUUUUUGGUCCUUUGAACUGUUUGUGAGUGUUUUCAGUGGGCGGCUGACAUUUCACAGGGAGAAAAAAAAAAAAAAAAGAGGAAAACUGGCAGCAUAACUGUUAAAAUUGGCAUGAAAGGGGAGGAAGAAAUCUUCAUGUUUUGGGUAUUUUGAACUUAUGGUUUAUACAUGUAUCUAACUUUAUAUGUAUAUAAAGGCUACUGACCACUGAGCGUUUACUGUAGGAUAGGGUAGGUUUGUUUGGACGGCAGUUUGUUCCACAUCUCCCUAUCCUGACUCGAGCCGAGAAUAAAGGAUGGUUUACCUGAAUUAAAGAUUCAUGAUUCAAAGGACCAAAAACUGAAUUUUAUUGCCCCCCCCCCUUAACACUUUAUCUAAAACCUAUGUUUGUUGCUAUAAUAUCAAGUUGUUUUUAAUUACGCACAGAAAUUAAUGUGAAAUAAAUGUUGUUGUCAAUGUACCCUGAACUCAGGUUUGCCAUCAGAGUUAAUUUAUGUUUAAUUGAAUUAGUGAUACCGUUCCGUUGCGCACAAGGAAAGUAAUUUAAGCAGUCACAAAACUACUUAAGACUACGGUUUAUGUCUUAAACCUCAGCAGUGCCAAAUUAUAAGACAUGAUGUAGUCAAGUAGAUAAAGAUUUUGCUGGCAGAUGAAAUCUUAGACAAAAGAGUUUAUUAUGAUAAACAAAUGAAUGAGCUAUGUCUAUUUAUUUAAUUAAGCGAUACUUAAUAAAAAGAGGCUCAAAACAUAUCAAAUCUAUUUUCCAGAAAGUUAUGUUAUCUUAUGAUUUGUCCACAAUCAUAUUAGUGAAACUUGCUCACAGUGUAUCAAAUAAGCAUGCACUGGGUGGGUUUUGAAUGUAACAAAUAUGGCAGUCACAAAUUUUCUGGAAUGUUGAUGUAACAACUUGUGCUGUUGGUCAGCCUAUUGGUGGCAAAGCAAGGAAGCGCCCAUGUUGUGAUUAGCUGUUGAUAUCACAUGCAUGAUUGUAACAAUGUAACAAUGUGUGGUCAAUUUAUAUCUGUAAGAGUCUCUAAUGAUUUGAUACAAUUUUGUCGUUCAAAGUAAAUUUGUUGCCAUAGAGUGUUGAUUUUGUAUGAUACAAAAGUUUCCUAAGCAACCUUUGUAAACAGUUACAAAGCUAAUCAGUUGGUUGAGUAACUUUUGUAUUGAGUAUUCUUAUUACCUGGAUGUAUAAUAUUGUUCAACCUUGUGGUGAUGACGUUUGCAUGUCAGUGUGUUUGUUACUGCCAUUCGCAUAAGACUGACUGUCUCAAUUGCCACUUUUUGAUUGAACAUGUCCGUUAAUUCAUCUUAACAAAUUAAAGUCGAGAAUUCCUGUUUUACAAAA
Molecule: messenger RNA, 2949 nt
Organism: Branchiostoma floridae (Florida lancelet)
Lineage: Eukaryota; Metazoa; Chordata; Leptocardii; Amphioxiformes; Branchiostomatidae
Product: aromatic-L-amino-acid decarboxylase-like
Exons: 14
Coding region: 89-1558 (489 amino acids)
Biological process (GO): catecholamine metabolic process; amino acid metabolic process; serotonin biosynthetic process
Molecular function (GO): aromatic-L-amino-acid decarboxylase activity; pyridoxal phosphate binding
Source: RefSeq, a predicted model, not a curated record